AUGAACCUGAAUUCUGUGUUGUCGCAGUUAAUUACAAAAGACAUAAGUUUCCCAGCCUUGAAAUUAGCUUGGGACUGUCAAAUCGAUGUGCAAGGCAUCGGAACACUGCCCAAGAUAUCCCCAUCUCACUAUAUGCAAGAAAACUUGUUGACAACGGACCAACGCCGAGCUCUGAUAUGCAAACAACAAAGGAAGGUUCCCUGCAGGAAGGUGGACGUGGAUCUCUUCAUAGAACCAGCCGUAAUUGUCUUCCAAAAUUACAAAUUUGGCGACACGCUAAGCUUCCCCAUCUCAAUUCGGAACAUCAGCAAACUGUCACAAAAAGUCACCACCUUGAUGGACGAAAAUAAUGUUUUUCAAUUUGAUGAGGCCUCUCAACGAGUUGGAAAAUUUCCAACCGGCAUGACAAUGAUUGCAACCAUAAAAUUUCAGCCAGAGGAUGAUCGAGAUUAUUACCAUAAAUUGAUUGUGAAAACAACAAGGACUAGAUUUGCCAUUCCCAUAAUUGGCAUCGGAGGUCGUGGAUUACUAAAUGUUUCAGACUCAAUCAUAUUGGAGAAAGUCCCUGUGAAAUACUACAAAACCACAAUUAUCCCAGUUUAUAAUUUGGGAACAAGACCGGCCAGAUUUACAUUGUCUACAACUGGGCAAUUCGGUGUCAAACCAGAGAAAGGUAUAGUCUCACCUCGAGAAACGUUCAAUUUGGAAGUGUCACAUUACUCUAAUUCAAAAGGAAUCACCGAUGGACAUCUCUUAAUUAAAUAUGAUAACGGCGAAGAAAUUUAUGUUUAUCUGAAAGCGGAAACUGUCGAUGAGGAUAUAACUUUGGCCCCUCAAGUUGUCCAGUGUGAGGACACCUACUUGGGCAUGAAGACCAAAGUUCGCUGUUGUAUAGAGAAUAAUAGUGAUAUCAUACUAAAUUUCAAAUGGUCCAAGAACCCUGUGUCUCGUGCAAUUGUGGAUGGUGCAUGGAAUGAAGACUCUAUUAGUGCCAUUGGUGAUACCGAUCAGGACAAUUUGAGCAGAGCCAUUGACCUAUUGGAACAAUGUUCUGAAGGAAAUGACGAUUGCCUUGGAUUUGCCUUGGGGUUGGAUGAUCAAAUAAGUGGCUGGAAUAAGUUUUCCAUCCAAGAGGAAUUCUCCCAUGAAAAUAUCAUCAUCCAACCUCUGGUAGGGCAAGUUCAACCCCGCAGUUCGAUGGAUGUACAUGUUAUAUUUGGACCAACAGAAUCUUCAAUCAUCAACACAACAGCAUUUUUGGAUAUCACUGGGCGAGAAGAGAGAAUUCCAUUGUACAUUUCGGGGAAAGGACUUGGUCCAAAGUUUAAAUUUGGAUUCGAAGUUUUGGAUAUCCCUGUAGUGAACUCUGGAGAAAUUCCUGGCAGAGUAGAGUCCUUUGGCCCAGUUUCGAAUUCCUCAGCAUUGUCCAUGAAAGUUGAACCUAAGCGAAUCAAGCUGGCUCCGAAUGAACACAGUGCAUUCUAUGUGACCUUUGCUUGCUCAGGGAAACCUGUAGAAUUUCACGAAGAGCUAAAAUUUGUAAUAACAAGUAGCGAGGAGAUUAUUUACAUAACAGUAAAGGGCGCUGUUUCAUUUCCGAAAGUUCACUUUCUUGGACGUGAUGCUCAACUUGGAUUAGUUUCCUAUGGUUUCCCUAAAACAUAUCAACUUUCUCUUAUCAAUGAUUCUUUAAAUUACGUGGAAAUUUUCCUGAAAAUGGAAGAGAACGGCACGGAUCCACUCAUUGAUUAUAACCAGAUUUUGGAAUCCUUUAAAACAGAAAAUUUUAAGUUUGAUCCAGACCCUGCAGAAUUUGUUCUGGAGCCCACAAGAUUCACUUUAAGACCCAAAGGGAUGCAAAAUAUUACACUUACCCUCUGUGCCAAUCAAGUGCGUGAAAUUAAAAACAACGUGGUUUGCUAUCUUGUGGACACUGAUGGAUCUUUGGUGGAGGACGUAGCGUGGUUUCCAAUCACAGCUUGCUGCACAGUUCCCGUUCUCACGCCCGAAACCCCAGAAGUUUACGUCAACGAUUGCUACACACACUUUGCAUACACGGUCGAAUUUCAAGUUCGAAAUAACACGGAAUUGUCCACCUGCUAUUGUGUCGUGCCACAAAAAUCUGCUAAAAUCAAAAUCCAAUCAGAUAACUUGGUGGGUGUGGCUACAGCUCGCGACGUAACCUCAAUUCCUGUGACUAUAAUUUGCAACGCAGUAGGCAAAGGGAUCACAGCCCACUUGGACUUCUAUACUGUAGCCAGAGAAGAGAAACUCUUUACGUUUGUCCUUAAAAUUGAUUCCAUUCCUUCACGACUAGAGGCAAAUCCGACCUUAGUCGACUUUGGCGACACUGACGUAAUGACUCCUGUGUCAACUUCCGUCGACAUCAUUAACAAAUCCCCAUUAACUGCACACUAUGUGGCCUUAAUUCAAACUGUCAAGCGCAAUGGGGAUCAUUGGGAGAUUGACAAAGAAAUUGGAAUGAUUGAACCGAACGGUUCUGGGACUCUUGUAGUAACCACAACGCUUCGAGAAAGUGGGAUCCAUAACGCAGUUCUUCGAGUGGAAAUGCAAGAAUCGCUCAACUUUGUCGAUGUAAAAAUGACGGUUCGAGGUAUUGGUACCAGUUUAGAGUUUAAGCCAGAGUUACAGUGGCAAGAUCUAAUUGACUUUGGAACAAUUUUCACAAAUAUGGAAAAGUCAUUUCAGUACGAUAUCAAGAACGUUGGUCAUCUCCCCAAAGUGUUAGAGUGGCGUCAUGUUAAAGACCCUCCUCCAGAAUAUCCUCCAAAGCCUCAGCCUAGAUUUAUACGAUCCAAGGCACCUGCCUCUCCAUCUGAUGCCAAUUUGCCAGAAGAUUUUUAUACAAAGCGAACGGUUUUCUCAAUUACUCCGUUCAAGAAACUGCUUCAACCUAAUUCUACAUUGUCGGUCACAUUCUCGGCAAUUUCACCAACAAACAAGAUUGUUGACGAGAAUUUUGUUUUGUGGACAUACACACCGAAACCUCCAGAAAAAUCUAAUGCUCCUAAAAUUGUGAAGAAAAAGAAAGAUAAAAAUGAAAGCAUUUAUCACCCAAUAAUUUCCAGGCAUUUGAAAUUCAAAGCAACAAUUGAGUCGGUAAAUUUGAAUUUCUCAACUACUUCAAUGUUGUUCCGAAUUGAUGCGUCCCCAGUUCAAGAAAGCUUUGAACAACGAGAUACAAUCAAGAUUGAGAAUACUGGACAGCUUCCGGUGGGUGUAAAGUUCACGACUUCCUUUCCAUUUUCGAUUGUAGUGCACCAAAACCAGAGUCCAGUAGAAGAAUGGGUGUAUGAAUUUGCUGCUGAAGAAAUCAUUAGGCUCACAAUUAAUUUCGAUGGGCGUCAUUUGCGGAAAGAUCGAGGGAGUGUGUUUUUCGAUUCUGUCCUUGUUGCCACCAACGUUGACCUUCCUGGAAUUGAAAGAAUUAAGUUGCGUGGAGAGGUACACUUCCCAACAAUGAAUUUUCCCAAAAACAAAAUCGAGUUCAAGGCAAUUGUUAAUGGGACUGAAGCUGUCGAAGAGUUUGCGGUAUUCAACCCUGGCGUAUUCUGUUUAGCAUACAAAUGGUACAUUAAACCUGGGAGCACAAUCAUCGAAUUUGAAGAGGAUGAUGAAGAGGAGGACGACGACGAAGAAGAAGAUUACGGUGAAGAAGAAGGUUUUGCAGAAGUGAUUUACGAUGAGUACUCGUUGGGGGAGGAAGACGAGGAAGAAGAGGAAGAGGAGGAAGAAAGUGAAGUGCCAAGAAAUCUUGUGAAUGAUGUUGAACAAGAGACCGGUGAAAAUGUGGGGAGUGAGCCACAACCACGAAAAAAGACAGUGGAUGAAGGAGAAAGUAAAAAACGGUCAAAAAGCGAGGAUUCGAAAAUUGACAAGAAAGAACCAACAGAAGCGUUAACUAAUGGAAAGGAUGGAGAGAAUCAGGAAGUGCAAGGAACUCUUCCAGAAAAGAAAGUCGAGACAAUAGAACAAGAUAAAGUUGGUAAGAAAAGUGUUGACAAAUCUGAGAAGCAGGAAUCGGAUAAGUUGGUAAACACAAUAAGUAAUAAUCAGAGGAGUUCCGUUUCCGAUGGAAAAGAUUCCGACUCUAGUGACAAAACUCACAGUUCAAAUGACAAUAAGAAACAAGAAACCAGUGAUAAGAAAAUUGAAGAACAAAACUCUGAGCCAGCCUCCGAGAAAAAACGUAGCUCAAGUAAACAGGAAAUAGAGUCAUCACAGCAGAGUCCCAACAAAAGAAAUGAUACGGAUCAGACAAGACAAGAUUCAGACGACUCUGAGCAUGCAAAGUCAGAUUUUGACCAAUCAAAAUUGCAUCCAGGUCCGUCUAAACCAAAUUCAAAUGAGAAAAAGCCAGACUCAAAAGAGAAAGAAAAGAAAGCAGAGACUGGCGAGAAGAAAGAGAAUAAACGACGUGAUUCAAAUGACAAAAAGUUAGAAAUUGAAAAGAGACAAGAAUCGAGUCAUAAAAAAGCAGACGCUAAAGACAAAAAGCAUGAUGCAACCAAGGACAAGGACAAUUACAGCCCAAGCAAUGAGAAAAUUGAUGAAACCAAUAAGGGCAAUAAAAAGGACGAGGGUAAGAGAGACAAAAAGGAUGGAAAGAAAGAGGCGAAAGAGGACUCCAAAGUGGACGAGGCGAGUAAACAACUUGAGGAUGAGGAGGAAGAAAACAAUGAAGACUUGGAACUCGAGAAUGGCGACGAAACUGCAAACGUUCCGUUACCACUGGAUGAUGGCGUUCAGAAAACCCCGUCGAGCUUCGCUCACUGUAGUGACUUGCGUUCACCAGACUCCUCCGAACACUCAUUGGGGGAAAUUGCCCAGAUUGACGGUGGGGAGGAGAAAGUGGCGGAUGAAAAGGAGUCCGAAAUAAGCCUUGCAGAGUUGGACGAAGCAGGUCAGAUUUCUCUGCAACAAUCGUUUCGCUCCAAAAUGUUGAGCAUGGUGGGAUUGGAGGAUGCCCAGGAAGAAGCUGAAGAUGAAUUCAACUAUUUGAGCUUUAAUCGGAACAUUACCAAAUACACUGGACCAAUUUCAGUCAAUGAAGUGCUGGACAUCAUCCCUUUGUCGGGCAUAAUGUCUGCCGGAAAUACUCUCAGUUUUACAUUCGUCUUUUAUGGACAUCCAAACAUUAGGUUUAAAACUACUGCAAUUUGCUACAUUGAAGGAGGCACGUCAAAAAGUGUAACGAUUAAGGGAUCGUGCAUUCGGAAUCGUUUGGUUAUUCCAAGAUCAUUUUGUGCAAGCAGAGCUGUGAAAAUGACAGAUAGAGCCGAUGGUGAGGAAGUAGUGGUAUAUUUGCCCAAGAACGAGUCAAAGAAUUUGGAGUAAUAUUCCCAAUGACACAUUUUGAAAGCAAUAAUUUUUAGUAUGGUAGCAAAUAGAUGAGAAAUUAAAAUAGCACAGCUCAG
Folsomia candida is the source of this 5438-nucleotide messenger RNA. RefSeq names its product hydrocephalus-inducing protein-like. The transcript has 22 exons. The record is from RefSeq and is a predicted model, not a curated record. Gene Ontology annotation, cellular component: axoneme. Gene Ontology annotation, biological process: cilium movement; axonemal central apparatus assembly. The coding region runs from base 1 to 5358 and encodes 1785 amino acids. NCBI's taxonomy places the organism in Eukaryota, Metazoa, Arthropoda, Collembola, Entomobryomorpha, Isotomidae.